AUGGCAGCUGUACACCCUCUCGACCCCCUCACUCCCCAGGAAAUCACCCUGGCUGCACACAUAGUACGCAACAACUUCCCAGGUCACAGCUUGAUCUUUCGAGUUAUCGCACUAUGGGAACCACCAAAGAAAGAACUCAUACCAUACCUCGAAGCUGAAAGACUAAAAGAGCGACUCCCAACUCCUCCGCUGCGUAUCGCUCAAGUCCUCUUCUACGUGGACAAGGCGACGCAAUACUGCUGUGGUCAGGUCGAUUUGGCACAAAAGAAAGUGACAGAAAUAAAGAAUCUAAAUGGUCACCAUGCCUACGUCGACGCUGGGGAGAUGAAGAAGUGUGAGAAGGCGUGUUUGGAUGAUUCGCGGGUUCAGGCUGUUAUCAAGGCUUUACAAUUACCUGAGGGAGCUGUGGUUGUUUGCGAUCCAUGGACCUAUUCCCCUGAUGGGAUGAACGAUAUGACACGGCGUUGUGUUAUGUGCUUUUUCUACGCGAAAUUAUCACCUCAUGGAGAUGCAAAUCACUACGCGUACCCUUUGGAGUUUGUUGCUGAGCUGUCGGAUGAGUUGAAGGUCAUGCAAGUCUUAAAGGUCCCCUCAGGCAUGAAUGACAAGAUGACCACGGCGGACGCAAGUACACUGAGACCAUUCGACAGGGCCAAGAUUCACACAACCAGCGAAUAUCAUCCCGAUUUGUCUACAGAGCGCAGGGCAACCGUCAAACCUUUGACUGUCUCUCAGCCACUCGGUCCAUCAUUCCAGACGUCCGGAAAUCUGGUGGAUUGGGAGAAAUGGAGAUUCCGGGUUGGCUUCAAUUAUAGAGAAGGCCUUGUCAUUCAUGAUGUUACGUAUGAUAACAGGAGGGUCUUUCAUAGACUCUCGAGUUCUGAAAUGUUUGUUCCUUACGGCGAUCCUCGAAGCCCUUAUCCUCGUAAGGCGGCGUUUGAUUUUGGAAACAAUGGUGCUGGAGUCAAUGCCAAUAAUCUUGGGCUUGGAUGUGAUUGCUUAGGGCAUAUCAAAUAUUUCCAUUUCUGGCACCACACCAACGACGGUGUACCAACCAAAAUGUCAAACGUCGUCUGCUGCCACGAAAUCGACGACGGUAUCCUAUGGAAACACACCAACUACCGCACAGAUAAUGCCGUUGUCACUCGAUCUCGUGUACUCGUGCUGCAGACCGUCAUCACGGUGAGUAAUUACGAGUACAUCUUCGCCUUUCAAUUCAACCAAGCAGCAGAGAUAUCCUAUGAAGUUCGAGCUACGGGCAUUCUAAGUACAGCUUUUAUAGACAGAGGGGAUUCCGUCCCGUUUGGAACGGUUGUUGCUCCUGGAGUCAUGGCGCCGUAUCAUCAGCACCUCUUCUCCCUUCGUAUUGAUCCUGCCAUUGACGGGUAUGAGAAUUCCGUUAUGGUGGAGGAAUCUCAUCCCAUGCCCAUAGAGGAUCCUAGAAGCAUGACCAAUAUUGGGUAUAUCACGACUAACAAAUUCGUCGAGCAUGAAACACCCCUGGACACAGAUAAUCGUGUGGGACGUGUAUUCAAAAUCAUCAACGAAAAGAUCAAAAACCCCGUCACUGGGGGUCCUGUGGGAUACAAACUCGUACCACACUACUCACAGAUGCUUCUUGCACAUCCCUCCUCAUACCACUCUAUCAGAUCUGAAUUCGGCAACUAUCCGAUCUGGGUGACUCGACAUCAUGACGAUGAGCUCUUCGCGGCUGGAGAGCAUACUUUACAAUCCACGACUGGAUCUGGACUUGCGACUUGGAUCAAGUCACGCAAGGAUAACCAACCGGAAAGUGUUCGGAAUCAGGACCUUGUGGUAUGGCACACGUUUGGUACGACGCAUAAUCCUAGAGUGGAGGAUUGGCCGGUUAUGCCGGUCGAGAAGAUGACGGUUACCUUGAAGCCUGUGAACUUUUUCAGUCGCAAUCCGGCAUUGGAUGUGCCGAUCUCCAACCAGGCUGAUAAUAAGAGUGUGUUGGUUGAAGAUGAGGCUGAGAAGAGUGCUUGCUGUGGAACAACAGCUCGUCUAUGAAAUGGGAUUUCGAUUGAAACGCAAUUGAUGCUAGCAUUAGCCAUUACACAGAUAUAGACCAAUAGUUGUUCUCAUUGAG
Molecule: messenger RNA, 2110 nt
Organism: Talaromyces stipitatus ATCC 10500
Lineage: Eukaryota; Fungi; Ascomycota; Eurotiomycetes; Eurotiales; Trichocomaceae
Product: amine oxidase
Exons: 4
Coding region: 1-2031 (676 amino acids)
Biological process (GO): amine metabolic process
Molecular function (GO): quinone binding; primary methylamine oxidase activity; copper ion binding
Source: RefSeq, a predicted model, not a curated record